ACCGUAAAUCAGUGCGUAUUGUCAGUUGUGUCCACUUUGUGACUGUAUAUAUGUAGUAUACAUCGUUAAGUAUGGAGCUCUUCGUAUACCGUUUCCUUGAGAGAUAUUCUGAGAUCAUGAAGUAUUGAAAUGUUUCAAGAAUAGACCCAGUUAUCAUCCGUAAUUAUUCUUAAAACAAUUGAUGACGUCAAGACCAAUGGAUUUAUUUAUCUAUCUUCUUUAAGCGGUUUUCAUUGUUUGGACGCUGUUUCAUUUACCGAUACACCACCAUUGUGAAUAGUUAUCAUCUAUGAAAUCCAAUGAUGUCACGACCAAUGGAUUCGUUUAUCUAUCAGCUUGUUGCUGUUGUAAUUGUUUGGUUGAUGUUUCCUUUACCGAAACAACACCACAGUAUGAGACUACCACGGUCCGGAUUUCAUGUUUUCCCGGUCGAUACCUGUCCUAAAAACCUGUCUGAAGUCGAGGCAGCCUCUCGUAGACUCAAUUGUUCUGGGUUUCAGGUGUUUGAAUAUGUUUACCAUUGUCUUCCACGCUUUGAUCUCUCUCAUCUUGUCGAAUUCUGUUACGAUGAUAUCAGUGGGUGGACUGAACCUGGGAAUUGCAUGGUACUCCACACUCAGACUUUGAACAACCACCCAUGUAAAUACUUUGCAAAAGGCUGUCCUAACAAGCCGUACCUGACAAGGAGAAUGUAUAACUAUCCAGCUUUCAUUGACAUAGACAGAAAAGAGAAAUGUUAUCGAAUGGACCCCAACUGUACAUCGAAUACAAGGUAUAUUUAUUGUUAUUUCUUUGUGUGUUCUUUUACUUCUCAUUUGAUUUUCAAGGUGAAGUGCUACACGUUCUGAUCUAUGUCUGACGUCCAUAGGCAUAGCCGUAGAAGUGAGGGC
Ostrea edulis (European flat oyster) is the source of this 890-nucleotide messenger RNA. RefSeq lists its product as uncharacterized. The transcript is spliced from 5 exons. Lineage: Eukaryota; Metazoa; Mollusca; Bivalvia; Ostreida; Ostreidae. The record is from RefSeq and is a predicted model, not a curated record. Bases 300 to 848 code for a protein of 182 amino acids.